AUGUCCUCUUGGUCUGGUUCUUCUUACCCUCCACCUCCCCGCGCCCGUUCGCGCUCUCGCUCUCCCUAUCGUGGCGCCUUUCCUCCGAGGCCUGGGUAUCCUGAGCCUGGGUAUCCUCAGGACACCUACCGUGCCGAUUGGGAGGCUUAUGACAGGGAGCGUGCAUGGGCUACUUACGAGAGGGAAAGAGCUGCGUACGAGUAUAGCAGACGUGGCAGGAGCCGUAGCCCGGGCCCCGACGAAGCUGGCAGGAAGCGCCGGCGCUCGUUAUCGCCUUGGGAGAGGGAAAGGGAAAGGUAUGAGCCGAGACCGCGGUAUGGAGACGACUAUGACACACACUCGCGCGGGCAUGGCGGAUACUCUCCACAUCGAGGACAAUAUCCGCCUCCUCCUCCUCCAUAUGGAUCAUUGCGACGAGCCCCACCCGACCCGCAUACCUUUGAUUAUCCCGCGUCUUUGAAGCAGUACGCAGAGUGGUUCCGGUACUUCUAUCCUCAGCAGGCGACAGAAGAGGAUAAUGCAGACAAGGCGGCCGAACAGGAUGCCGGUGACGGGUCCAAGCCUCGGAAUGGGAUCCGGUCACGCUGGGAGAAGUACAAAAAGGACUUCGCUGCUCAACAGAUACAAAGGAUGUACGAACAUCAUCGCAAGUCUCCUUGGUUUUCGGAGAAGUAUGAUCCCUCCCCGGAGUUCGUGGCGCUGCGCCAGCGGGUCAGGAAGGUCGGCUGGAAGGGCAGAAUGGACGCCUUUCUUCUGGACGUUGAGGCCGGAAAGUACGACCCAGAUCUCAACGAGUUAGAACCAGAGGCCGCUUCUCCGGUUAAAGAGUCAGCGUCCAACGGCGAUGCAGUAGCAGUUAGUGCCGAUGCCGGCGCUGCUCAAACGUCUGCGGAAGAGACGAAGCCCAACGUCAACGCCAGCAGCGCAGAAGACGACAUGCAGUUCAAUGUCGAGCCCGAAGACGACACAGGCGAUCAGGAUGCCAAUCGUCAAGAUACUGGCAAACCCUCCCCCGACAACAGGCGUAACGCACGAGGAGAAGAAUUCUCGGUGCAGCCCGAUGGCAAUCAAGUCAUGAUUCGCACGAUUCCUCCUGACAUAGGACGCGUAAAGUUGGAAGAGGCUUGUGGCAAAAUCCCAGGUUUCGUAUAUCUGGCCUUAGGCGAUCCACUGCAAAAGAGGAACUACUACCGCGCAGGCUGGUUGAAGUUCCGCGACGACGCCGACAUGCCGACUGUCAUGGCUGAGCUCACUGACAAGAAGGUGGGUCAUCGAGGGGUUCAAAUUGCAUGUUGCGCACAAUACGAACCUUUCACGGGUAGGAUACGCUACGCUCCUGAGGUUGCGAGUAAGCCAGAUCGGAUAGCGAAGGAUCUGGCCAAUGCAAAGACACUCGCUGCUUUUUUGGAAGAAGAAUACGAGACUUUGAGGAAGCUGAAGAUCCAAUCGAAGCCAGAGAACGGGAACGAUGCCACUAACGGCGACGCCACGAACCCGGACGUUGCAAUGAGUGAUGCUACUGGUGCUGCUGACGAAGAUCCGGAGCCCAAAGAACGUGGAAGUGAGGCAGUAGAGAGACGAAUCGAAAAAGGUUUGGUUGACCCGGCCGACGAGAAGGCUAUGGAACAGAAGAAGGCGGUGGUGGCGCUCGACUUGUAUCUUGCGUAUCUUCGCGCUGCGUUCCACACAUGCUAUUAUUGCGCAGUAGUAAGCGAUCACAUUGAGGAAUUACAGCGCAAGUGUGUGAAGCACGUGAGGAAGCCCAUGUCAAAAGCUUUGCUGGAGGAGGUGAAAGCUGCCGAAGCCGUACAAGCGCAAAAAGCUGAGGAGGACACGAAGAUCAAAGUUGAGGGGGAAGAGAAGCCGAGGGAGACGGGGAGCAGGGAGAAACCAGAGAACCGUGACUGGAAGCGCAACGACGAACGUUGGUUGGAAUGGUUGGACUCUAAGGUGGCUCUUCUAAUCGACCGAAACGGCGUGGAUCCCCGAGACUACGGUGGCAAGAGUGACGACGAGGAGCUGUCGAAGGCUGCUGAACCCUUUAUCAAGCAAGAGGACGAGGGUAAAUUCAGGUGCAAGACGUGCCAGAAGUUGUUCAAGGCGACUGCAUUCGUGGAGAAGCACAUUGCUAACAAGCAUCCUGAGCUCGUGAAACAGUUAGAAGAGAUACCUUUCUUCAACAACUUUGCGCUUGAUCCUCAUCGUAUACAGCCUUUCGCACAUCCACCUCCUCCUCUCGGCAACAGUCAGGCCCCACCGCCUCAAGCAUAUGGACUGCAAGGGCCUGCGUACCCCGUACCCACGGACUACACACGGGCUCCAUACCCUGCUCCGUAUGGAUAUCCGCCGCCAUACUCGGGUGCUGGAUUAUGGGAUCCGUAUGCGUACCCACACGGUCCCAACGGAUAUCCCGCAGUGCCUCCACGUAGAGAUGAUGGUGUGACGGCCCGCCGGCUGAGCGAUCGCAUAAGUGGUUAUGCGCCUGGCUAUGACCCUGCUAUCGAGGUGCCCCCCGUGCCUGCCUCCGCUGGUCUCCCUGCCAAACCUGUGGCUAUCCUGGAGCCUGGACCAGGUGGGAGGCGGGGCGGACGCAACGGGAGCGUGAGCGGACCGCCUCCCCCACCACCGCCCGAUGCCAAGGAGGACCCCAGAGCGAGUGCGGGGAGGAAGGUUAGUUACCACGACAUGGACCUGGUUGCCGAGGGAGACGUGGAACUACAGUAUUAA
This is a messenger RNA of Fomitopsis serialis, 2727 nucleotides long. RefSeq lists its product as uncharacterized. NCBI's taxonomy places the organism in Eukaryota, Fungi, Basidiomycota, Agaricomycetes, Polyporales, Fomitopsidaceae. Gene Ontology annotation, biological process: primary miRNA processing; mRNA processing. The record is from RefSeq and is a predicted model, not a curated record. Gene Ontology annotation, cellular component: nuclear body. Bases 1 to 2727 code for a protein of 908 amino acids. The transcript has 11 exons.